Messenger RNA from Anopheles gambiae (African malaria mosquito), 5629 nucleotides. RefSeq names its product FMRFamide receptor. Gene Ontology annotation, cellular component: membrane. The transcript has 4 exons. Bases 1304 to 2785 code for a protein of 493 amino acids. Gene Ontology annotation, molecular function: G protein-coupled receptor activity. NCBI's taxonomy places the organism in Eukaryota, Metazoa, Arthropoda, Insecta, Diptera, Culicidae. Gene Ontology annotation, biological process: G protein-coupled receptor signaling pathway. The record is from RefSeq and is a predicted model, not a curated record.
GCACCGUGAGCGCCCCAGUUUUCUUACCAACGCGCUACGGUGCGGACGGAUCGGAUAUUACCGUGUGCUGCCCCGUUCGGUGGUGGUGCGUGUCACAAAUUAGGAAGAAAAAAAUAAAUAACGACAAACAUACUGGCGGCUACGGACACGAUCACUUGCCAGCUGCUGACGUACCGACUGGGUCAGAGAAUUGCUUAGUUGUUGAGGGAGGCGAAAGAAAGGCGUUGCCGUUGGCGGAGGCGAAGAAAACCUGACCAUGACAGUGGCCCGCUUGUUCGUCGUGUGUGUUAGAUAGAAAGGUUUGCUAGUCCCGUGCGGAGAAUACCGUCUGAGUGUAUAUUUAAAUUUAUAAUCUAGCAGUUGUUUUGGCUUCCGUUGUGUACCACGGUUUUGACACUGUGUGUGCGCGUGUGUGUGUUUGUGUCAAAAUGUCCGCAGCAAAUGCCUGCCCUGAAUUACUAAUCAACCAUAAAUCAGCCACGAUGUAACAAGUGAUUUUCCAUCUAGCGAGUGAGCACUGCUGCAAAAAAUUGAAUCUGUGUUCUGUGCGCGUACUUAAUAAAAACGAGUGAUAAUAAUCAUAAAUUUAAGCCCAUUGAGCAAAGUGUGUUUGUUAGAGUGUCUGCCUGUAUAGUAGAAGCGGAAGAGCGAUAAAAAAACCGAAAAAAUGCGUUACGCGUGAAGCAGGCAAAAGUGUUUUCUUGCUAACUUGUCGUGCUUUUCAUCAUUUUGGAAGCAGCUUGGAUCGCCACCUCCCCAACAAGCGCCCAAUCAGCUCUAAAGAAAUGAAAAUACGAACCACCCGAACCGAAACGACGGCAACGAACAGGUAUUGAAACCCUGGUUCGCAUUCGAUUCGUCUUCGCCUAGUAGGCUUGCAGACACCCAGCCGCACCCGGUGCAAUUCGUAGCGCACCACCGCCGUCAUGAGGGGGACAGCGAACAGCUUGCCACUGGAAGGGCUCUGCUGGUGGUUGGACCUGUACUUCACCACGGUUGCACGGACACAGUGAAAUUGUGUGUGUGUUUGUGUGUUUUUUUACCAUACUCAAACAGCCAGUGAAAAGAGCAUCAGAAAAGGAGAAGGAGAAAAGCAAGGUGUACCAUCGAACGCCCGCGGUAUGGAACGAACUGUCUCGUGCCGCCCAGUGACAGAGUUCUCCCGAAACGCACAGUGUAGAAACUAUUAGUAACCGUGCACUUGGUACAGUGAACAGUAACGAAACGAAACAAAAAAAAACCACACCAGAGCACAUACAACGCAAGCGUCAAUGCGCGCGGCAUCGCACACGGAGCGCUCACAAUGAACGCGUCGAGCCUGGACUAUGAGGUGCGGCACCUACUGCUUGGCAAUGGGAGCAGCAGCAGCGGCGGCGGCGUCGGCCUCGGCAGCGGCAUUGGCGGCACCGGCCCCAGCAGCCCGGGCGAGGAGUCCGCGCUGGUCGGCAACCUGACCGCGCGGAUGGUCGGCGCCACGAACGAGAGCGUGCUGACGGUCGUGUCCUGCUACGACGACUACCUGCCCAACGAGCUGCUGGUGGAGUUCGAGUUCUGGAUCAGCGGUGUGGUGAUGAACAUCGUCGCGCUGAUCGGCAUCCUCGGCAACAUCUUCUCGAUGGUCAUCCUGUCCCGGCCGCAGAUGCGCUCCAGCAUCAACUACCUGCUGAUCGGGCUGGCCCGCUGUGAUACGGUGCUGAUCCUUACCUCCGUGCUGAUCUUUGGCCUGUGCGCGAUCUACCCGCACACCGGCUACCUGUACUACUAUCACUAUCAGAUCUUUCCGAAGAUUUCGCUCGUCGUCUACCCGCUGGCGAUGAUCGCCCAGACGGCGAGCGUCUACCUGACGCUCACGGUCACGCUCGAGCGGUACGUGGCCGUCUGCCAUCCGCUGCGGGCGCGCGCCCUCUGCACGUACGGCCGGGCCCGGCUGUACGUGGUCGGCAUACUGGUCUUCUCGAUCCUGUACAAUCUGCCCCGGUUCUGGGAGGUGACGCUGAUCUCCUCCACCCACCCGGACACCGGGCUGACGAUCUACUGCGUCAAAGCGUCCGACAUGCGCACGAACGAGACGUACAUCAAGGUGUACAUCCACUGGCUGUACAUGAUCUUCGUCUACUUCCUGCCGUUCAGCUUGAUCUCGUUCUUCAACCUGAUGAUCUACCGGCAGGUGCGCCGGGCGAACAAGGAGCGCCAGCGGCUGUCCCGGUCGGAGAAGCGCGAGAUCGGUCUCGCGACCAUGCUGAUCUGCGUGGUGAUCGUCUUUCUGCUCUGCAACCUGCCCGCCAUGAUGAUCAACAUCGUCGAGGCGUUCUACAGCGUGAUCAUCGAGUACAUGGUGAAGGUGUCGAACCUGCUCGUCACGAUCAACUCGAGCGUCAACUUCUUCAUCUACGUCAUCUUCGGCGAGAAGUUCAAGCGCAUCUUUCUGCUGCUUUUUUGCAAACCCCGCGGCCGCCAGUCACCGGACGACGGUCUUAUACACGACGACAGCUCCUUCUCGAACGGAGACGCCAGCAACCGGAACUCGGGCCGGUUUCAGCGCGUCGGCACCACGCGCAGCACCUCGACCAAGCUGAGCAACUGUAGCAUGCGCACGAUCCGCACGACGGUCCGCAGCACCCGGGCCCCGUCGCCCGGCCCGAUCGUCUACUACCCGGCGCGGGAAACGCUGCCCCGGCUCGCCCAGCCGCCGACGAUCACGCGCAGCAGCUCGAUGUUUCCGGACUGGAGCGCGCGGGAGAACGGCACGAACGGGGGCAUCAUGAUGGCCUCGUCCGGGUUCUAGAGUUUGCCGGGCAUGCCGGGCGCCACCACACCAGCACUGAGGUUUCGAGCUUUAAUCUGUAGCCGUACGCCUAGCGAGGAGCGAGCCCGCGCGCGUGGGCCAGCUGCCCCGUUUGAAAGGGAAGAAGCUUUUUUAUGUAUUUGUUUUGUGUUUUUUGUGUGCUAUUCGUCCCAAAACAGUUGGAAGCAGUGGUGUUAGAGCGAAAGGAUAGACGUACAGGUUUUUGAGUCAUCAAUUGCGAACAAUCCCAGCACGUGAUGAAAUAUCCGCCUCAAAGUGGCGAAAGUCGCACUGGCAAUUUUAACGCAACCGGUACACGUUUGCGAGGAAAGGCAAAAGAGCGAACAAAACGAAUGAUAAUUAGUACACCUCAGUUUUCCUUUCGUUUGCUAUCCACCCGGGAGCACGAUGCUUGGGAGCACUCCAUAAUGCGCGUGCACAGCAUUUUCACAGUGCUCGUCUCAUUUUUCAACCCUUGAUAGCGCGUUCCACUUCAGCGCCUUUUGGCGCGUAGCUUAAUUGUGAUUAAUGAGGCGCACGUCCUGCAAUCCGUGGCACAUCCUCCUGACGAACGGUACUAAUCGAACUUGGGGAGGGGUUGGGUUUGGAAUGAGGUUUUUCUCUUUAUAAUGGAAGCUAUUCAACGGUGGUGGAAUGAUCACUGCUGAAAGUUGUUUCCCGGCAGUCCAGGGAGCAGUCCAACGUGAGCUGAUGCUGGCGAACGGUGAUUAUUUGAUAGAUAAACUUUGGCACAGUUUUGCGGAACCGGAAGACGAAGUGCGUCUGGCGUUGAAUUUUGCAGAAUGCUUGAAAAGAUUGGAUGAUCCUUCCGCUAUGCGUGCAAAAAAUGGGUGAAUCGUUCAUUCGGGUAGCUUUAUUACUCGAGGUUCAUUUUUCUGUUGGCUUUUUGCAGCGAUUUCAAAUUGGAAUUUAUCUAGCCAAAAUCAUUCGAAGUCAAGAGUCCAGUCCAACUGUAUUCCAGUAGCCAAUGCGAUGUUUUAUCUGCUCAUCAAUUCCCAAUUUGUUUGCGUAGUUCAAAUUACUCUUGGACGUUCCCGUUCGCUUGUUACGCUUUCUUCCUGCAGCAGCAGCAGCAGCAGCAGGAAAUGGACGAUUUGUUAUUCUUCCAUCUCCGAGUCUCACUUCCCAGUCAAAAAGAAAAUACCGAUUUCAUCACCACCACCAAACGUCUUUCUAAUUGCCGUUCUAAAUUACUUUUUUCCUUCGCUAGAGCUUCCUGUCUGCACUAUAUUAUCGUUGCCGUCGUUUCGUUUCCCUUGUGAGGCUAACAUAAAGGGGAUAGAAUGGAACGUUGCUCCAGCGCCAGCCAAUGUUUGGUCUAUAUCAAAUCUCACACGCAAAGCAUAAAAAUACCGAAAGCCGGCAAACGAAAAAGUCUGUUCGACAUUCAACGAAUCAUUUUCUUUGGCUUUGCUCUUGAUUCGCUCGAUUGUUCCACGUGAUAGGGGGAGAAGGAAAACUUUUAAUCCUCCAUCAGCCAUCGCCAAAUGCGAUCCGUGGGAGAUAUCUCCAACGGAGCUGCAACAUCCAACGACCAUCUCUCUUCCGGUUGCCUUCAACGCUCAACAUGUUGAGGUCCUGCGUUUUUAUCCUGUCCUUUACCACCCCGCAAAGGAUGUGGGCUUCGUGUCGUGCUGUGAAUGAGAUUGUUUCUUUUUUGUUUGUGUUUUUAAUUUCGCUUCGUGUUAUUCAUUUUGUUUGCCUCGUCGACACGGAGCUGAGCAAGCUAAAGUUGGCUGAACGCCGUUUGGCGUUCAGAAUUUAAUCUAACCAAGCGAACGGUGGGGAACAAUUUGUCACCGACCAUUGCCAGUACGCGGUAAAGAUACUCGUGAAGUGUUCGCUUGGAAGUAAAAAUCAGAUUAUUAAUUUUUAUUUAAUUUUUUUUUUACGUUUUGCGAAGUGGGGCUAAGAAUGGGACGAAUAUUUCGAGUGAUUAUGCUUAGUUAAUGCUUUCUAGUGCGCAAAAACGAUCAAGUUUCCUGUGUACGCUUGCGAGUUGAUUUCAUAGCAACACACUUGCAAUCGUUCCGAUAGAAAAAAGUGAAAAAAGAGCUAAUCAAAUCCCUGAGCACUGCUGCUCAAUGCGCAUUAGUGGCGCCAAUAUGAUCGAUUGCGUAGCGCAUAGGUAGGUUGCAUUUGUUUCCGUUUAGUUUCGUAGUAUGUUAAUGUCUACCUCAUUAGUUUACUGUAGUUCCAGCAAACUGUAUCAGCCCGAGCAUUGAGUGCAAACGGUAUCACAUAAGUUAGUGGUAGGAUGAGAUGAGUUUUCACUUUGUUUACCCAAAACUUCCCCCAGCCCCGGUUUGGUUGCCAUUUGUGUCCGUGAUAUGUGCUGCUGCAAAACCCACUUUAGCACACCUUUUGCUUUAAACUGCAAACCUUCAACUAUGCAGCUGUGCGAUGCUGCGAAGCAAAUUGUUUGUGGCGGUUCCGUGGGGUAAAAUGCGAAAGGUGAUAGGAGAAAAGGAAAUCACUAGAAAUCAAACGCCUGAGCAGAUAAAACACACACACACACACACACACACACACACACACACACACACACACCCAAACACACACAGACACACUUCAAAUUCGAAAAUAUGAAAACUAUUCAAUUAGCUAAGUGCGGUGGCAAAAAAAAAAAUGGUUACUAUCGUGUAGUGGAAAUGUAUUCAUUGCAGUGGAUAGUUUCUAUUACUGUAAAUAUUGUUGACCCUAUUGUACAUACACAGUCCCUUUCUUCGCCCGGAGAGGCCACAGUGAAGGAGUAGCAGCGAACCGUGCAGAGGUAGAGAUCUUUUAGAAAGGAUAAUUAGAAAAUCAUCCCCCCCCCCCCCC